UACUUUUCAAGACAGCAAAGACUGUAAAUUUCGAACUUAUAUAUAAAAGUAUUUUUCAAAACGUUGAUCGCUGAAAAUGGCUAUGUCCAGAGGUGUUGGUGUGGGUUCAAUGGUGAUCGGCAUAUCAUUGCUAGUACUGUCACUAAUUUCGCUAAUUUGUGGGGCUGUUGUGGUGAGCAAAAUGACCAGUCCGGCAGCUGUUAGUAUUGGGUUUUGGGGACUUUACUUUAUCAUUCCUGGCGUGUUAAGUAUUAUGGCAGGUUACAAGAAGAUCUCAAGCCUGCUGGGAGCCGCACUUGGUACUCACAUCCUGGGCAUCAUUCUUGGCAUCGUGGGUUUGUCAAUCGGCGCCGCUUUCUGGACAAUCUUAUCCUCGACCUGCGUCAACUUUAGUUUUAGACAUUCACCAUUGAAUGGCGACCACUGUUAUUGUUCAUACAACAACGAAAUAAUCGACUACCCAGCAAGUUGUUCUGAUCUUGAAACUGUACGUCAAGCCAGCGCAGCCGUCACCAUCAUCUUCUCUGUUUUCACCAUCAUCAGUUUCAUUGGAUCUAUCUAUGGUUGCAUUGGAACCUGCUGUGCACCACGGGAGCAGGCUGGCGUUGUCAUAACAACGACACAGCAGCCAAUGGCAGUCGGGAUGAACACACAAGCGUAUCCUGGACAAAAGCCACCACCGUACCCGUGAGAGUAAACACUUGGUUAUCUACGUUGCAUUAGUUUGUAAUACUCGUACCUUAAAUUGAAUAUAAUGACUUGGUUAUCAGCACUAAAGGGAAUAAAAUUCUCAUCAUGUUAGGCUAAGAACGGCCCUGGCAUGGGCCGGGAAGUAUAUUCCAAUCUUUUUUAAUUAAACUUUUAUACGUUUUUCAGUUAAUCUUAAAGUAUAGUUGAUUAAUUAGCUAGAGAAACCAACGGAAUAUAGUCAUGGCGUAACCAUUCAGUAGUGGACGAAAUAUUUGUCAAAAUAUUUGUGUUUUAACGCACAUACUUAUUUGUAGCUAAAUAAAUCUCUAAAUACUGUUAGUGAAGUAGGCUUC
Molecule: messenger RNA, 1043 nt
Organism: Dendronephthya gigantea
Lineage: Eukaryota; Metazoa; Cnidaria; Anthozoa; Malacalcyonacea; Nephtheidae
Exons: 5
Coding region: 77-691 (204 amino acids)
Source: RefSeq, a predicted model, not a curated record